GUUUUAGUAUGCGUGCCCGUGUUCAGAGCACAAUCUAUAACAGAAAUCAUAGAGAUUCGCCUGCUAGGCGGCAUUGUAGAUGAUAAGUACUUACACUUGUGUUCCUACCAGUUCGGCUAAGUGCUGAAGUGUGCCAUAAUCCACCUCUUAGUAGCGAUUCGCGUAGCCUAUUGAGCGGUUUGUUUUCUCCGUUUAUUUUUUGCUUGCAUUCUUUUUUUCGAAAUGGCACUCGAGAACGAUACCAAUAAGUACAUUAUAAGCGGAGGACCCGAACCUCAGAACAUUGCUGAGGGAUGCGGAUCGCUAGGAGCAUUUGUUAGGAAUCGAAUGCGACUGAACGGUAAUGACGUUGCAGUGAUUGACGGUGUUUAUGGUACUGAGUUGCGCUACCUGGAAUUGCUGGAACAGGCCGCCCGUUUGGGAGAAUGCUUACGAUCUGUGGCAGGAGUACAAGUUGGCGAUGUAGUCGGAAUAGUCAGCGAAAAUCGCCUAGAAUUCCCACCGGUCCUGUUUGCCGCAUUCUUUGUAGGAGCAACGGUGGCGCCAAUCAAUCUUACCUACACCGAACGUGAAAUGGAACAUGCAUUCAACCUGUCCAAACCGAAGAUAAUCUUUGCGUCGCCCUUCUCCGCCGAUCGGGUGGUAGCCGCUGCCAAGAGAAACAAACACAUCGUGCAACGUGUUGUUCUGUUCGGCGAGGAAAAUGCCUUCGGACCUGAUGUCACGCUACUCGACGAUUUUCAACGUUCGGUGUCGUUUGUUAAUCCACUGACUUUCUACAUUCCACCGGUGAACGUUGACGAUCAUGUGGCGCUUAUCAUGUGUUCCUCUGGGACUACCGGAUUGCCGAAAGGUGUUCAACUUACACAAGCCAAUUUGCUUGCCAGUAUUGCCCUACUAAAAGAAUCUGAUCGGCUGAUGGAUACGCCGCCUGGUGGAAUGAUUUUACUUGGGGUUCUGCCGUGGUUCCACGCGUUCGGCUGCAUGACCUUGAUUAAUGUGAUUUGCAAUAAGCAGAAGCUGGUGUCGCUUCCGAAGUUCGAGGAGGGUUUGUUUCUCAGCUGUAUCGAGAACUAUCGCUGUACGAUGGUCUUCGUGGUUCCACCGUUAGUUGUUUUCUUGGCCAAGCACCCAUUGGUCGAUAGCUACGAUCUGUCCAGUGUGGAUACUUUACUGUGUGGCGCAGCUCCACUUAGCAAGGAAACGGAGGACUUGGUUAGGCAACGCCUUAACAUACGAUACGUUCGCCAAGGGUAUGGAAUGAGUGAAACUACGCUCGCCACUUUGGUUCAAAGUGGAGAAGUUCACAAAUCAGGUAGCGUUGGAAUGGUACAAGUUGGGACGUUAGCAAAAGUAAUUGAUCCGAAAACGGGCGAGAUUCUUGGCCCGAAUCAACUUGGCGAACUGUGUUUCAAAGGUACCCAAAUCAUGAAAGGUUAUAUUGGAAACGAACAAGCAACUCGUGAUACUAUAGACCCGGAAGGAUGGUUACACACCGGCGAUGUUGGUUACUUUGACGAGGACAAAGAAUUUUUCAUCGUAGACCGGUUAAAAGAACUAAUAAAAUAUAAAGCCUUCCAAGUGCCACCCGCCGAGAUCGAGGCGAUACUGUUGACUAAUCCUAAAAUAAAAGAUGCGGCGGUAAUUGGUUUACCGGACGAAGAAGCUGGCGAGCUUCCGUUGGCGUUUGUCGUGAAGCAGGAGGGUGCAGAAUUGAACGAAGCAGAAAUCAAAAACUACGUCGCUGAACGGACUUCACCCGCCAAACGACUCCACGGAGGUGUUCGAUUCAUUGCCGAAAUUCCAAAGAAUUUGAGUGGGAAAAUUUUGCGGAAAGAUCUGAGAGCGAUGCUUCAGAAGCCAAAAUCGAAGCUUUAAAUGUACAUACUACGACAGUGGGAAUAAUUUCGGAAAUGGGCAACAAAUUAUUUUAAAUGGUGACAAUAAAUUUUUUAACUUUUAA
Molecule: messenger RNA, 1963 nt
Organism: Wyeomyia smithii (pitcher-plant mosquito)
Lineage: Eukaryota; Metazoa; Arthropoda; Insecta; Diptera; Culicidae
Exons: 4
Coding region: 223-1878 (551 amino acids)
Biological process (GO): long-chain fatty acid metabolic process; fatty-acyl-CoA biosynthetic process
Molecular function (GO): long-chain fatty acid-CoA ligase activity
Source: RefSeq, a predicted model, not a curated record